AUGGACCAGUUAUACACAAAAAUUAAGAACUACAGUUUAUCCCAGUGGAUCUUGACGUUAGGACGCCUGUGCUUCGCUGCAAGCACGAAGGGAGAAAAGAAGAAAGAAGAGAGAAUGGUUGUAAUGGCCACUGCAGAGCUGCCUGCAAAAUUGGUUGAUCUGGCAGCGAUUAACCUGACGGAGAUGGUGAAUGGAAUGCUAAACACAGCCUUCAAAGGCACUAAAGAAUUCUUCUCUUUGUUGAGCAUUGUAUCUUAUAGCUCAUAUGCCUUCCACAAAGUUUCCAUUGUCAUCUACAACAUAUCCAGCUUAAAGAACAUAGAUCCUGCAAAGUUCUCCAUGAGGUACUGCUAUUGCUUAAACAACAGGACUAAUGACUUAACAGAUUUUACAGCGCUGCUGGUGGACAUUGUUGGAAACUCCACCAGUUAUCUUACUGAGAUUUUCAAGUCGACUUCCAUUGUGUCAGUGAGCCAGAGUAAUGAUACAAACUGCAUCUACAUUUGUGUCAUGUCAGGACGAAUAGGCAGAAAUCUUUCAGACCUAUGGGAAGCAAUAGAGAAGUCUCCUAUAAUCAACUACACUUUUUCCGGUAACAUAUCAGACUUCUUGGAAUGCCCACAGGCCAUCAAAAAAGGCAAAUUUGUGACCAUGUCAUCCAUCGCAGUUCAAAAGCUGAAUCCUUGCGUGAUGGAGCUGUGCAAGUUUUAUCAACGGUGCCUUUGUACCAGGGACCGGAGGUACUCAAGGGAUCGAGUUAUGAGGUACUGUAUUGAAAACUAUCCGUGGUUCUUUAAAAAUGCAGCAUAUAUUUGUGAAAAAGUCAAGAGAUCACCUUAUUCCAAGACAUUGAAGCAAAAGUGCCUUAAAUAUAUUUGUAAAUCAAUCUGAUUCUCCAAGAGGAAUUGUUGAGAACAAGGAAACAUGCAAGUUCAUAGGUUAUUCCAUUGUCCGGUGCAAGAAACCACAGAUAUAUAUUACUGACAGAGGAGGAGGAUUUUCCCUGGAUGACAGAAUUUUCUCACCUGCACGCUGAUUGAAGAAAGUUAAUAAUGAAUAGAAGGUGGAAUUCAAAAGGAGAAGCUUACCUGAAAU
Python bivittatus (Burmese python) is the source of this 1095-nucleotide messenger RNA. Lineage: Eukaryota; Metazoa; Chordata; Lepidosauria; Squamata; Pythonidae. The record is from RefSeq and is a predicted model, not a curated record.